This is a messenger RNA of Phoenix dactylifera (date palm), 2884 nucleotides long. RefSeq names its product chloride channel protein CLC-c-like. The record is from RefSeq and is a predicted model, not a curated record. Gene Ontology annotation, molecular function: voltage-gated chloride channel activity. Gene Ontology annotation, cellular component: intracellular membrane-bounded organelle; plant-type vacuole membrane. Gene Ontology annotation, biological process: chloride transport; transmembrane transport. Lineage: Eukaryota; Viridiplantae; Streptophyta; Magnoliopsida; Arecales; Arecaceae.
UACCGCCGGGUCUUUCUCUAUAACACCUUCUCGCAACCUUUGUCUCUAUUUGUCCACCUCCAACCUCGAAGCAAGCAAGAGAGAAACACAGAAAAAAAAAAGCCUCCGAGAGACCUAAACGAGAAAAAUGACUGGGCUUUUCCAGCCGUUGGACCGUGGAAAACCGAUGCCUUUUCUCCUCCUGAUCUCGAGCUAGAACGAGUUUGUCUUGCGUACAGGUAGAAGAAGAGGGAAAGAGGUUAAGAAGAGAGAGAUGGAAGGGAGAGAAGGGAAGGACAUAGAGAACAACGAAGGAGGAGCGAUGGCAAUGCCGGUGGCGGUGGGGGGAGAGGAGGAGGGAGAGGGGAGAGGGGUGAUGGAGAGGAAUGGAGUUGGAGGAGGAGGAUCAGGCUUCUUCUACGAGGAGGAGGACAAGGAGAUGGGGAUGAGGGAGCCGCUGCUGCGGAGGCGCACCAUGAACACCACCUCCCAGCUCGCCAUCGUCGGCGCAAAUGUCAGCCCCAUUGAGAGUCUGGACUAUGAAAUUGUAGAGAAUGAUCUAUAUAAGCAGGACUGGAGGUCAAGGAGAAAAGUUCAGAUAUUCCAGUAUGUUGUCCUGAAGUGGACCCUUGCUCUUCUUAUUGGCCUGGGUACUGGGCUGGUUGGCUUCUUCAACAACCUUGCAGUUGAGAACAUUGCUGGUUUUAAGUUGUUGCUGACUAAUAAUCUUAUGCUUAAGGAAAGGUACCGAGAAGCAUUUUUGGCAUAUGCUGGCUGUAAUUUAGUUUUGGCUGCAGCAGCCGCAGCCUUAUGUGCUUACGUUGCUCCUGCGGCCGCUGGGUCUGGCAUCCCUGAAGUGAAAGCUUAUCUCAAUGGUGUUGAUGCUCACUCUAUAUUAGCUCCCAGCACACUCUUCGUGAAGAUAUUUGGUUCCAUUGGGGGAGUUGCUGCUGGAUUUGUAUUGGGGAAGGAGGGGCCUAUGGUACACACAGGAGCAUGUAUUGCAAACUUGCUUGGUCAGGGUGGAUCUCGCAAGUAUCAUCUGACUUGGACAUGGCUUAGAUACUUCAAAAAUGAUAGGGAUCGACGCGAUUUGAUCACUUGUGGGGCUGCUGCAGGUGUGGCAGCUGCCUUCCGAGCCCCAGUUGGUGGGGUCCUAUUUGCCCUUGAAGAGGCAGCCUCUUGGUGGCGAAGUGCUCUUCUUUGGAGAACAUUUUUCACAACAGCAGUGGUUGCUGUUACAUUGAGAGCUUUCAUAGAAUACUGCCGGAGUGGAAAAUGUGGGCUCUUUGGAGAAGGAGGGUUGAUAAUGUUUGAUCUAAGUUCAACUGCUACCUCAUAUAGAACACCAGAUCUUAUCGCAGUUAUAGUUCUUGGAGUCAUUGGAGGUAUUUUUGGAAGCCUCUACAACUUUCUCGUGGACAAGGUCCUUCGCACAUAUAGCAUCAUAAACGAGAAAGGUGCACCUUUCAAGAUCCUUCUGACCGUCACCAUCUCUCUCUUGACCUCAUGCUGCUCCUAUGGACUCCCAUGGCUAGCCAAAUGCACUCGGUGUCCUCUCGAUCUAGACCAGUGUCCCACCAUUGGCCGCUCAGGCAACUUUAAGAACUUCCAGUGCCCACCAGGUCAUUACAAUGACCUUGCUUCUCUCUUCCUUAAUACCAAUGAUGAUGCCAUUCGCAACCUCUUCAGUAGCGGCACUGACAAUGAGUUCUACAUUUCCACUCUCUUCGUUUUUUUUGCUGCUAUUUAUUUCCUUGGCAUUGUAACCUACGGCAUUGCUGUCCCUUCUGGUCUUUUCAUCCCCGUUAUACUUGCCGGUGCCUCCUAUGGUCGCCUGGUAGGGACUAUACUUGGCCCCAUGUGUGCGCUAGAUAAGGGCCUCUUUGCCCUUCUUGGUGCUGCUUCUUUUCUUGGAGGGACCAUGAGAAUGACUGUCUCAGUUUGUGUUAUACUCCUUGAGCUCACCAAUGACCUUCUAAUGCUUCCCUUGGUAAUGCUGGUUCUCCUCGUAUCCAAAACCGUAGCAGAUAGUUUCAAUAGAGGGGUCUAUGAUCAGAUUGUUACGAUGAAGGGCUUGCCUUACAUGGAGGCCCAUGCUGAGCCUUACAUGAGAAACCUGGUUGCUGGUGAUGUGGUCUCGGGCCCGCUCAUUACCUUUUCUGGUGUUGAAAAGGUGGGAAAUAUAGUGCAUGCACUGAGGUUGACUGGACAUAAUGGAUUUCCAGUGGUAGACGAGCCACCCUUUUCAGAUGCACCAGAGUUGUGCGGGCUUGUUUUGAGGUCUCAUUUGCUUGUGUUGCUGAAAGGCAGGAGGUUUACGAAGGACAGGGUGUUAACUGGGCCAGCAGAGGUUUUUCGAAGGUUUGGUGCCUUCGACUUUGCCAAGGCUGGGUCCGGGAAAGGGGUGAAGCUGCAGGACUUGGAUAUUAAUGGAGAGGAGAUGGAAAUGUAUGUGGAUAUCCACCCAAUUACUAAUAGAUCCCCGUACACAGUUGUCGAAACGAUGUCUCUAGCCAAGGCUGCAGUUCUCUUCAGGGAGCUUGGACUAAGGCACCUAUGUGUUGUGCCAAAAACUCCAGGGAGGCCUCCCAUUGUUGGGAUUUUGACGCGGCAUGACUUCAUGCCAGAGCACAUUCUUGGACUGUUUCCUCAAUUCAAGCAUCACAUGUAGAACUAUGGAACAUUGAUGUAAUGUUCUCUUCCCUGAUCUAGUUGUUAUUGCUGUUACUCUUACAAUUGCAGUUAGUGUCAUGACCAUUCUUGGUCACCGUUUUUUUCUUGGAGACUGGAGAAGGUCUAAGCUUGAAGCUUCAUAUUUACUAUUAAAAAACAAACAUCGAAUCUCAAAUGUAUUUAGUUCCAUUUUCUUCAUAAUGUAUAUUUCUAUUAUGUCUGAUGAGAA